UAGACUCUUCCCUCUGUGGCCCGAGGCAGACUCGUACAAUUCCUACAGUGAAUUUUGGCCGCCAACUAUCGCGCUCCAAUCCCCCUGCCAAGACCGGCACCGGCGGUCCGGCACGCGCCGACGCGCGCUCGCGCCCCACGGCUACAAAGAGGAAGCUAGUAUUAGCUACAAAGAGGGGGGAAGCACGGCACGUAUAGCUGAAGCCUGAAAGGGAUGAUGGAUCGCCUCGGACUCGGAGGCAUCAGGCUGCGGAAGCCGGUGCUGCUGUCGAUCGACAACACGGCGCCGGCGCCCGCGGGGGAGGAGACGGUGGAGAAGGCGGGGGAGGAGGAGCCGGUGAGCCCAGCGGGGCGGCUGUUCCGGGAGCCGCACUUCAGCUGCUACGUCGUGUGCUCGUUCGGCGUCGCCGAGCCGGUCGACCUGCCCGCCGUCCGCGCCGGGAUCGAGGCCACCCUCGCGCGCCACCCGCGCUUCUGCAGCAUCCAGGUGUUGGACGAGUUGGAGAAAGGCGCGAAGCCAAAGUGGGUCCGGACCAAGGUGAACCUGGACGACCACAUCAUCGUCCCGGAUCUGGGCCCCACCGACACGUCGGCCGACCCCGAGAAGGCCGUGGAGGACUACGUGUCGUCCCUGUCAACGGCGUCCAUGGCCAUGGACCACUCCCGCCCGCUCUGGGAGCUCCACGUCCUCGACUUCCCCACCGCCGAGGCCGCCGCCACCGUCGCGCUCCGCGUGCACCACUCCCUCGGCGACGGCGUCUCGCUGCUCUCCCUCCUCAUCGCCUGCACCCGCCGCGCCGACGACCCGGGCGCGCUCCCGGCGCUCCCGUCCGCCGGCCGCCGCGCCCGCGACGGCCCGCUGUACGCGCUGCCCCGCCCGCCGCUCGCCGCGGGCGCCCUCGCGCUGGCCGCCUGGGCCUUCUCGUACCUCCUGCUCGUGUGGCACACGGUGGUGGACGUGGUCUGCUUCGCGCUGACGGCGGCGUCGCUCACGGGCGACGCGCGCACGGUGCUCAAGGGCGAGGAGGGCGCCGAGUUCCGGCCCAGGCGCUUCGUGAACCGCACGCUCAGCCUCGACGACGUCAAGGCCGUCAAGAACGCCAUGGGAUGCACUGUAAAUGAUGUGCUGGUUGGAGUGAGCUCUGCAGCAUUGUCCCGGUAUUAUUUCAGGAGAACAGGUGAAAGUGAGGGAAAGAGCAUCAAGGUGCGAACCGCUCUAAUGGUCAACUUGAGGCCGACGCCUGGGCUACAUGAACUGGCCAAAAUGAUGGAGUCUGGCAAGAACAACGGCGUGAAAUGGGGCAAUCAGUUUGGCUACAUGAUCUUGCCGUUCCACCUAGCCAAGCACGAUGACCCUCUGGAGUACGUCCGUAAAGCGACCAAGGUGACCCGCAGGAAGAAGAGCUCCAUGGAGGCGAUCUUCACCUACUGGAGCGCCGACAUGGUUGUCAAAAUUUUCGGUAUCAAGGCGGCAGCUUCGCUGUGCUACGGCAUGUUCUCGAACACCACUCUGUCGUUCUCCAACCUGGCCGGGCCGAGAGAGCAGAUAGUGUUCUGCGGCAAUCCGAUCGUUUACAUCUCCCCAACCAGCUACGGCCACCAGCAUGCCUUGACAUUGCAUUGGCAGAGUUACAUGAACAUUGUCAAGCUAGCUCUCGCAGUGGAUGAAACCCAGUUUCCAGAUGCUCAUGAGCUACUGGAUGACUUCACCGAGUCUCUGAGGCUCAUUCGGUACGCAGCUUCAAGAGAGGCAGAGAAGACACAAGAUGGCUCUUAGAGUAGACUGUGGACAGAAAAAAAAUUGCUGAAGAUGCUGACUGUUCUGUACUGUAAUUGAGUUCAUUCUUUCCAAAGGAUUUACAGUAUAGAAGGAAGAAGGAGAGUAGAUAUCAGGGGGGGGGGGGGGGGGA
This is a messenger RNA of Oryza brachyantha (malo sina), 1909 nucleotides long. Its product is annotated as O-acyltransferase WSD1-like. Bases 214 to 1776 code for a protein of 520 amino acids. Gene Ontology annotation, molecular function: diacylglycerol O-acyltransferase activity; long-chain-alcohol O-fatty-acyltransferase activity. Gene Ontology annotation, biological process: triglyceride biosynthetic process. Gene Ontology annotation, cellular component: plasma membrane. NCBI's taxonomy places the organism in Eukaryota, Viridiplantae, Streptophyta, Magnoliopsida, Poales, Poaceae. The record is from RefSeq and is a predicted model, not a curated record. The transcript is spliced from 7 exons.